This is a messenger RNA of Gilbertella persicaria, 602 nucleotides long. RefSeq lists its product as uncharacterized. NCBI's taxonomy places the organism in Eukaryota, Fungi, Mucoromycota, Mucoromycetes, Mucorales, Choanephoraceae. The transcript has a single exon. The annotation marks the transcript as partial. The record is from RefSeq and is a predicted model, not a curated record.
AAGAAGAGGAAGAAGAAAUAAGUAAUAGAAUUAAUGCUACAUGGGAAGGACUGAAAGCAGAUCAAAUUAAACAAGAAGAAGAUACAAGGCAUUUGAGUGACAUACAUACACUUGAACAAAGCAAUUUAGCUCUUAAUAACACAGAGAAACCUCCUUACUCAAAUAACACACAACAUCAAGACAAUGCGCCGAUAGAAUCUACAACACAAAAUCAAACAUCAAUAGAACCUAGUGCGCCUAUUGACAACACAAAAAGAAAAACUUCAUAUGAAGAUUCAAGUCAAAAGAGGCCCAAAAUAGACACACAUGAGUCUGAUUAUUGGGCAAGUGACAUGGAAGAAGAGUUAGAUUUAGAUUUCCUAAGCAACAUUCAUAGUUAUUUUUGAUAGUAAAAAAUCACUUUUUAAUAAGAAUGGAAGCAAAAUCACGUUGACAAAAAACAAUACUGUCCUGAAUAUAUCCUUAUCAAACCGUCAGAGAAUUCGACUCUAAUAAACAAAGCAAGUACUAAACAUUUCUGGUUCUACAUUCUCUAAGUUAGCAGUUUCUUCUCGCAGUUGCGACUUCAGAUACUUGAUCUACACAUAGUUUUUGUCAAAAUU